AUGCGCAUGGAUGAAGCGGGAGAACAAAGAAAGUUGCAACUGCAAGAACUUGAAGAGAUUCGCAAUGACGCUUAUGAGAGCUCUCGAAUCUACAAGGAAAAGACAGCCUUCCAUGACAGAAUGAUUUCAAUGAAAGAUUUCUCAGUUGGUCAGAAAGUUCUUCUUUUCCAUUCUAGGCUUAAACUCUUUCCUAGUAAGUUGAGAUCUCGGUGGGUUAGGCCUUUCAUUGUUACUAAUGUUUUACCUUAUGGAGCAGUUGAGAUUCAAAGUCCAACCACAGCCAAAAGGUUCAAGGUAAAUGGGCACCAUCUAAAACCUUUCUAUGAAGGAUUUCAAGCAUACAAUAUGGAAGACGUAUCUCUUGAAAGCCCAAAUUAUACAGAGUAA
This is a messenger RNA of Nelumbo nucifera (sacred lotus), 387 nucleotides long. RefSeq lists its product as uncharacterized. The record is from RefSeq and is a predicted model, not a curated record. Lineage: Eukaryota; Viridiplantae; Streptophyta; Magnoliopsida; Proteales; Nelumbonaceae.